Messenger RNA from Coccidioides immitis RS, 1398 nucleotides. RefSeq names its product MFS transporter. Lineage: Eukaryota; Fungi; Ascomycota; Eurotiomycetes; Onygenales; Onygenaceae. Gene Ontology annotation, cellular component: membrane. Gene Ontology annotation, molecular function: transmembrane transporter activity. The transcript is spliced from 9 exons. Bases 1 to 1398 code for a protein of 465 amino acids. The record is from RefSeq and is a predicted model, not a curated record.
AUGGAGGCCAUACUUGAUCUUUUGAUCAGCACUGUGCAGAAGAUUUACAAUAUAAAUAGUAACUUUGGAAACUCAACCUUAUACUUUAGGUUGGCAGAAGAAUUCAUUUCUGGGCGAGGGAUCAAGAAUGCCAUGAGUUUUGAGAAAAUGAACGGUCGUGGAGAUCGAGAUUUGGCAAUAAUUGGAAGUCAACAGGUUGAAGUUAGUGAAGCAGAUGAUGCUCAUAUUCGACGAAAAAUAGACAAAGUGAUCCUUUCAAUUCUGGUUUGGGUGUAUUUUCUGCAAAUUUUGGACAAGUCAGCACUCGGCUACGGGGUUAUUUUCGGUCUCAAAGAAGAUGUCAAGCUUCAUGGCAACCAAUAUUCGCUACUCGGGUCCAUUGCAGCAAUCGCGCAGCUAGCAUGGCAACCCUUCUCGAUGGUCCUGAUAGUCAAAGUACCGCACCGCAUCCUUAUGCCAUCUCUUGUCCUAGGCUGGGCUGGAUGCCUUCCGCUCUUCGGCGUCAUCACCAGCCAUUGGUAUCGGCGUGCUGAACAACACAUCCGGGUAGCAGCCUGGUAUGGAACCAAGGGACUGGCAACAAUCGCCGUGUCCACGCUAUCAAUCUUUUUAUUUGCCGCACGGUUUUUGACAGAACACGAGCGCAUGCAAGCAAUCGAGAGAGUCCGUGUCAACCAGACGGGUAUUGGAUGUAAUGAUAGUUUCAAAUGGGACCAUGUCUUCGAGACACUUCUCGAACCAAAGACCUACCUUUGGAUCAGCAUGAGCCUGCUCCUCAACGUCGGCGCCUCAGUGGUAAAUGUUUUCGGCCCCAUCAUCUUGAAUAGUUUCGGCUUCACCGAAUAUCGUACCCCGCUGCUCAACAUACCAUUUGUGGUGGUUCUUCCAGUUAUCGCAGGCCUUGCUAUGCUGUAUACCUUGAAGCGAAGAAGUGCUCAACGGGCAGCCCUUCUUACAGCAUACUAUCUCCUCGCCUUCCUAUUCGGUGGAAACCCGCUCAUCGUCGCCUGGAUCGUUGGAAACACCGCCGGCAUGACGAAAAAAUCGGUCGUUAUGUCGCUAUAUAAUGCCGGCUCGUCCGCGGGCAACAUUAUCGGUCCACUAUUAUUUAAUCGGAGGGAUGCUGCAUACCUAGCUACCGGAGCGGCCUUCAGGCACUACUUGGAGGCUCGAGCCGAUCAGAGAUUAGACGAAGCGCAGUGCCGGUUUAUCGGUCAAUUGAUGCUAUAUCUGAACGUUUCGAAAUUUGUUGUACCAUCUAGCCUCCCGAAAUUACGAGCAGCUCGCAAACUUCGAGCCGAUCUCAAUCAAAUACGUCCACAUGCUCACCGAAUGCAGCUUAGAGAGCCAAGUGCGCACUAUAGCUGCAUAUCAUCGAGGACGUUUGGAAAGUACUGA